Scatophagus argus is the source of this 3330-nucleotide messenger RNA. It is a transcript of the gene rhot2, whose product is annotated as ras homolog family member T2. NCBI's taxonomy places the organism in Eukaryota, Metazoa, Chordata, Actinopteri, Scatophagidae. Gene Ontology annotation, molecular function: GTP binding; GTPase activity; calcium ion binding. The transcript is spliced from 19 exons. The record is from RefSeq and is a predicted model, not a curated record. Bases 262 to 2055 code for a protein of 597 amino acids. Gene Ontology annotation, biological process: mitochondrion transport along microtubule; regulation of mitochondrion organization; small GTPase-mediated signal transduction. Gene Ontology annotation, cellular component: mitochondrial outer membrane.
AAAACACUAGCAAACACUAGCCGUCGCAGCUAACUUACUAACUUGUUGCUGAACAUGACUCGGUAAACUCACUAUUGGUGGCAUGGUGCCAGUCACUGCCUUUAAAGGAGAACUUAUGUCUUUGUAUGUCCCAUCUUACAUUUGAAUAAUGUUUUAUACGAUGUGAGUGCUUCCUAAAUAUCCGCUAUGCUAAUUUAGCUUAGAAUUACUUUGCGCACAAACGGUUAGUGGAGAACCAAGGUGGGGAAGACAUCGCUCAUCAUGUCUUUGGUUGGUGAGGAGUUUCCAGAAGAGGUUCCCCCCCGAGCUGAGGAGAUCACCAUCCCUGCUGAUGUGACUCCAGAGAAGGUGCCUACACACAUAGUGGACUAUUCAGAAAAAGAGCAGAACGAUGAAGUCCUUAGAGACGAGAUCAUCAAGGCUAAUGUGGUGUGUGUAGUGUAUGAUGUCACCAGCGAGGACACAAUAGACAAGAUCAGAACUAAAUGGAUCCCUUUAGUUAAUGGAGAUGCAGAGAAAGGGAACAAAAUUCCUAUCAUCCUCGUGGGAAACAAGUCUGAUUUGCGCUGUGGCAGCUCAAUGGAAACCAUUCUUCCCAUCAUGAACCAGUUCUCUGAGAUUGAGACUUGUGUUGAGUGUUCGGCAAAGAACCUGAAAAACAUUUCAGAGCUCUUCUACUAUGCACAGAAGGCAGUUCUUCACCCCACUGCACCUCUUUAUGACCCCGAAGACAAACAGCUAAAACCACUGUGUGUCCGAGCUCUUAGCAGAGUAUUCUACAUUUCUGACCAGGAUAAUGACCGCAUCCUCAGCGACGCUGAACUCAACUGCUUUCAGAAAUCUUGUUUUGGCAAUCCUCUGGCACCACAAGCUUUAGAAGAUGUGAAGACAGUAGUUUGGAAGAACACCAGUGAUGGGGUACAGGACAAUGGCCUCACCCUAAAUGGUUUCUUGUUCCUUAAUACAUUAUUUAUCCAAAGGGGCCGACAUGAAACCACGUGGACUAUCCUCAGGAAGUUUGGCUAUGAUGACAGCCUUGAACUGACUGAUGAUUAUCUUUACCCUGAACUACGAGUUCCUGUCGGCUGCACCACAGAGCUCAAUCAUUUAGGCCAUCAGUUCCUCCAGCGGCUAUUUGACAAGUACGAUGAAGACAAAGACUCUGCCCUGUCACCGACAGAGCUUAGGAACCUGUUUUGUGUCUGUCCUUACAUGCCAUGGGGUCCAGAGGUCUAUAUGACUGUCCCAACCACAGAUGAGGGCUACAUUUCUAACCAAGGUUACCGUUGUCAGUGGACACUUUCCGCGUACCUUGACAUCCACCGUUGCCUGGAGCAUCUAGGAUACCUAGGCUACCCUAUCCUCACUGAGCAGGAGUCACAGACUGCCGCAAUCACAGUUACACGAGAGAAAGAAGUGGACCUGGAAAAGUGCCAAACACAGCGAUCAGUGUUUCUGUGCAAAGUGAUCGGACCGCGGGGGACGGGCAAGACCGCCUUUCUCCAGGCGUUUGUGGGCCAUAACGUUGGGAAUAAGGGAAAUUCCAGCAGUGCCUUCUCCCCUUAUGCCAUAAACACUGUCCAGGUCAACAACCAGGAGAAGUACCUAAUUCUCAAUGAGGUGGAUGUGGAGGUGGAGUUCCUGAAGGCAUCAGAUGCCUCCUGUGAUGUUGCUUGUCUCAUGUACGACACCAGUGACCCACAUUCCUUCAACUACUGUGCCAGUAUAUACAAGCAACACUACAUGGAGAGCAACAUCCCAUGUGUGCUCGUCGCCUCCAAGGUGGAUCUUCCUGAUGUCAAGCAGUUCCACGGGAUGACUCCAGCAGAGUUCUGCUAUAAACAUCGACUGCCUCCUCCACUGGUCUUCUCCAGCCUGCUGCUCGACUCCACCAGCAAGAACAUCUUCACCAGGCUCGCCUGGGCAGCGAUGUACCCACACCUGAAUGGUUCAGACAUGAGCAACACAUCAUUCUGGCUGAGAGUGGCAUUGGGCUCGGCUGUGGUCGCAGUUCUGGGCUUUGCUAUCUACAGAACCAUUGCCAGACUGAAAUGAUCAACAACCAGCUGAGCUUAUUUUCCAAUGCUUCCAUUCGUACAUAAAGACCAAACGUCCGAGACCAGAUCCAGAACCACCACAACCUGAACUAGGCUGAAUCCGCAUCAUUUUACAUUUUACCCUGAAGGCUCCCAGGACAACCUGUCAUACCUCUGCUCCUUCCUAGCAUCUGACUUCUUCACUUUGUCCUGCCCUCUGAGUCAGUAGAGCGCAGUAGUCCAAAGGCAACUGGAAUCUAGUUAUCACAGUAUUCCCUAAGCUGCUAUGCCCAGCUUUAUCUGCCUUAUAUUGUCCAACAAAACUGAGUAGGAGUUAGCCCGUUGGUGCUCUGUGCAUUGAUACAUGAAGAACUGUUUAUAUCCAAACAGGUGCUUUGUCAGAGGAGAGGAGAUACAACAAGACCGUUGCAUCUUCUAUCUAUUGCUAUCCCCUCAGUUAGCUGUUAAAUGAUUAAAUAUUAUUGGUGAGAUUAGAGGGGGUUUAUACAUACAUAUAUACAUACACACAUGCAGUGUUUCCUAAUCAUAAAGUAGAAAAAUGCCAAAUUGACUAGACUGAAGAACCAAAGGGCAGCACAUGAAUCAUUUUUAACAGCAAACGUGCUGACUGGCUGCUGCUGGAUCUCUUGCUGUAACUCCUCAGUGAACACUUCAGUUUGGCCACGCAACCACAGAUACAAGAGGUUCAAAACAGAUUUGCCAAAUAACUCCAGCACCUAUGAAUAUGCAUAGCAUGUUAUUUGCCUCUUGGUCAUAUUAUUUAACCUGAGAGUGAAACAUUUUAAUGUUUUUAGCAGUAACACCUGUAGUGAUCUGCUGUGGCAGGAUGAGAUGUGCAUGAAGAAAAAAAAGGCAGUUCGUUUUCUGCAUCUGCAAGAAAUAUUUUCGCCUGCUCAAGGAGGCCGAGCAAACCUUAAAAUGACAAAAUAUGAAAGAAAAAUCUGAUCAGAUGUAUCUGUGCUUCCACUCCGUUUCCGUCUGUUCAUAUUGAAAUGGAAUUAAUUUUGAGACUGAAAUACAGUAGAUGGAUAAUCCCCCCCCCUCAAUUUACAUGUGCCCGACACUGUGCAUACACUUUGACCUUGUUACAUAAUCUGAAACUGUAAUGUUUUCAAACAUGAGUCAGUCAUGAUGAUGUCUGUUUUGUUGCUUAAUUUAGCUGGGGACCUGCUGCUUCUGCAGAAUACACUUGUGACAUGUGACUUUUAAAAUAUGGCUGUUUUCUUACUUGAAAUUGAACUGAUUUAGUUGCUUAAUAAAAGACCAGACCAGA